CGCCUUCCAGCGGCUGGCGGACGGCGGCGGGCGGCUGCGGGUGCCCGUGGUGUUCCUGACCAACGCCGGGAACUGCCUGCCCUCGGCCAAGGCCCAGGAGCUGUCGCGGGCGCUGCAGCUGCAGGUCUCUCCGGAGCAGGUGGUGCUGUCCCACAGCCCCCUGCAGCUCUUCAGCCAGUUCCACCAGCGGUGCAUGCUGGUGGACGGGCAGGGACCCGUGGAGGAGAACGCCCGCAACCUGGGGUUCAAGCACGUGGUCACCAUCGAGGCCCUGAGGAAGGCGUAUCCCCUGCUGGACAUGGUGGACCUGAGCCGGAGGCCGAAGGAACUGCCUCCUCCUACCACUGGCUUCCCCACUAUAGAAGGGGUGGUUCUGUUUGGCGAGCCAGUGAGGUGGGAGACAAGCCUGCAGCUCAUCACUGAUGUCCUCCUGAGCAAUGGGAACCCUGGGGCAGAGCUGCAGGAUGUGCCAUACCCUCACCUGCCUAUCCUUGCCUGCAACAUGGACCUCCUGUGGAUGGCUGAAGCCAAGAUGCCCAGGCUCGGCCAUGGCACUUUCCUCCUCUGCUUGGAGAGCAUCUACAAGAAGGUGACAGGCAGGGAGCUGAAGUACGAGGCCCUGGUUGGCAAGCCCAGCCCAGUCACGUACCGCUAUGCCCAGUACUUGAUCCAGCAGCAGGCAGAGAAGCAGGGCUGGAAGGCUCCCAUCCGACACCUCUAUGCAGUCGGGGACAACCCUAUGUCUGACAUCUAUGGGGCAAACCUCUACAACAACUACCUCAAGUCAGCUCGGCAGAAGCAGGCGCAGGCUGGGCUGAAGAGGAGCCCACAGGCAGCCUGUGCCCAGGCUGAGGUUUCCCUGGAGCUGGGGCAUGACUGCAGCAGUUCAGUGGAGUGCUGCCAGUCCCUCCUGGUCUGCACUGGGGUCUACCACCACAGCAGUGGUGUUCCCAAGGAAACAGCACAGACAGUGUUCCACGGACACCGGGACUUCUGCUUCGACCCCAGCCUGCUGGAGCCGUCCUACGUGGUGCAGGAUGUGGAUCAUGCUGUGCAACUUGCUUUUCAAAAGGAAAACUGGAGCUAGGGGUUCAGGCAGGUGUGCCUGAAG
This is a messenger RNA of Ficedula albicollis (Collared flycatcher), 1111 nucleotides long. It is a transcript of the gene HDHD5, whose product is annotated as cat eye syndrome chromosome region, candidate 5. Bases 194 to 1087 code for a protein of 297 amino acids. The record is from RefSeq and is a predicted model, not a curated record. Gene Ontology annotation, cellular component: mitochondrion. The transcript has 7 exons. NCBI's taxonomy places the organism in Eukaryota, Metazoa, Chordata, Aves, Passeriformes, Muscicapidae. Gene Ontology annotation, biological process: glycerophospholipid biosynthetic process.